Messenger RNA from Clupea harengus (Atlantic herring), 2273 nucleotides. RefSeq names its product bone morphogenetic protein 15 (gene bmp15). Lineage: Eukaryota; Metazoa; Chordata; Actinopteri; Clupeiformes; Clupeidae. Gene Ontology annotation, molecular function: growth factor activity; cytokine activity. Gene Ontology annotation, cellular component: extracellular region. The record is from RefSeq and is a predicted model, not a curated record.
GGGGUUAUUAGGGGGUCAAGAUCUUGACUCACCUUUCUUAAAACGCCACUGGCAAAAAGGUGUGCGACUGAGCGUAUCACGGCCUUCGAUUUUAAUACCAUGGUAGCCCUCUUGGUCAAAGUGAUUCACGCCAGAGGAUGACCAUGAAGACUAAGUUUGUCCUUUCACAGUUUAGUAUACUGUCGUGUUUUUUACUGUUGUUCUCCACGUUCUCCCGCGUGGCUGGUAAAAUGGGUAUUUCGUCGUCGCAUCUCAGUGUUCUCACCGAAGGAUCUCGGUGGAGUUAUCACGCAAAACCGAAGAGUGCCCACCAUACACCAUUCACGGAGAGAGGAGAGGAAGACCAGCAUUUGCGGUUCAUGUUGGAGAUGUAUAGAAUGGCUGCAGAAACAGAUGGUAGGCCGAAAGGGCAUAAAGUGUUUGGGUCCAACACUGUGAGGCUUUUACGCGCGUCCGUGCAAAAACGCAGUCUUGUAGCAUCUAAAGAUGUGCACUUCACACUGAAGUAUGAACUGGAAAGCCUUGAACUUGAGCGACUGGUACGGGCCUCGCUAGUCCAUAUGAAGUCACCUGUGGGACAACGACUGUCAGUCAAAUGUGAGGCCAAGGUCUGGCACCUGGGACCAACAGGAGAGCUGGGCAUGCCAUCAGAAGACACAGUGACCCUGAAACCUCACAACCAGUGGGUGGAGGGAGACAUCACACGCCAGGUGUCUCAGUGGAAGGAAGGUCCUCUGGCCCUGUCCGUUCAGUACCGCUGCCAGCGGGGAGGGCGGGUGAGGAAGAGAGGGAGGCGUGCAGUGACGGGGAGACGCCAGCCCCCCCAGGUGUCCUUGACGGCUCCUGCUCUUCUGCUCUUCUUGGAGGAGGAGGAGGAGAGGCACCCCAUUGAGCGGGGGUCAUCCGGCACACUUCCACCACACACUGCCUUUCGGCACCGGCGAUCCAAGGAGCCGGGGAGCAUUGUGUCGGAUAUCCCCAACUACAAGGGAAGCAAGAACCAUGUGGCCAAGAACCAGUGCAAAUUGCACUCCUACCAGGUGGCUUUCAGUGACCUGGGAUGGGAUCACUGGAUCAUUGCCCCUCACAAGUACAACCCACGAUACUGCAUGGGAGACUGUCCACGGAUCCUGCACUACGGCUUAAACUCGCCCAACCACGCCAUAGUGCAGUCUUUCAUCAGCGAGCUUGGUGUGGCAGACAUCCCACCCCCCUCCUGUGUCCCCUACAAGUACAAGCCCAUCAGCGUCCUUAUGAUGGAGCAGAAUGACAACAUUGUUUACAAGGAAUACGAGGACAUGAUUGCAGAAUCCUGCACCUGCCGGUGAGACGUCUCUUGUCGAGCUCUACGUCUCCCAUGCUCAAGUGUCUUGGUCUCAUUGGACAACAGUAAGAAUGUUUAUGAUGUGUUCUUUCUUUGGGUGCUGUGGGUCAUAAUGUCAUCCCCACACUUGCAGACUAUUUCUAGUGUCAAGUGGGCUAUGGGUAAAUGUGCAUGUUAAGGGUCUGUAUGUGUGUGUGUACGUCUGUGUAUUUUUUGUUUUCCAGGAGCCGUCUUAAAUCUGAACUUGGUGUUGGCGAUGUGUUUUUGAACGUGUUUUAUAUAUGGAUGUAAUAAUAAUAACAAUAAUAAUGAUGUUAAGUCAGUAUUUGACAGGCAUGAGCAGGGGAGCAUGGCAUUGUAUUAGCUGUCUGGAAUCCUUUUUGGGUAUGCAUGCAUGUUUGAAUUUUUGUUUGAGCUUGUGAUGAGACUAGUGAUUUUGUGCAUUCAAGUGUUGUAUCUAUUGACAUUUCUGAAGACCUUACAGAAAUUCAAAAAAAAAACUAAAAAAAGAAAAAAAAAAUCAAAAACAGUGAAGUGCUUUUUAAAGUUGUACUCUAAAAGGGCCCCUGGUCUGUGUGGAGGCAGCUGCGUGGCGUGUAGUUCUGUGGCGGGUUGGGCCAGCAAACUCAACAGGUGUGUUCAGUGAUGUUGCCAUCAGUCGGGUAGGCGGCUGGUUCCACAUUGUAAACCACAAGUUUUGUUAGUUUUUCUUCUGGUCAGAGAAAGUGGCCUCUUAAGGCAAGCAGAGAGAGAUUGUGAGGAUGAAAGCAGCAGCAGCAGCAGCAGCAGCAGCAGCAGCAUCAGCAGGAGAAGAAAGAGCAGUCUGAUUUGGGAUGAGCUAUUGAAGAAGGUCUCAUAACAGUGUUUCUCAUGAGAGAUGAACAUGGUUAAAGCAUUGACAGUUCUUUUAUUAACAUAAAUGAUGAGUACAAUAAUAAAAUAAAAAUGC